UAAAACUUAGUAUUUACCCAACGCGGCAGUUCAAUUAACGCCUUUUAGAUAACCAGUAAUCGAAUUAUCAGUAUUAUAACGUGUCUUGUGUAGGAAAGUCGCGUGCGAAAACUGCAAAAGUUAUUCUGUUUGAUUUCUCAAUUUACGUCUUUAAAAAUUCAAAUAUGUUAAUAUACGCUGGUUUUUUAAUUUUAAUGGUUGGCUCUGUUUUCGGAGCUAGUAAGACUGUUGAUACGUACCCCUUUCUCAUGCCAAAAGUAUGGCCUUUUGCGGACGAGCUCUAUUUAUGUACACCGAUAAGGAUCGCUCCAAGAACCAGCUAUUACAUAGUUGGCUUCGAACCCAACGCUACGAUGCAUACAGCCCAUCACAUGUUGAUCUACGGGUGCACGGAGCCAGGAACUAAUGAUACUGUUUGGGAUUGUGGUGAGAUGCAGAGCAAUAAUGUCGAUUAUAAGUACGCGUCUGCUAACCCGUGUCGUUCCGGGUCACAAGUAAGAAUAAUUAUAACUUUUUGUUUAAAAAAAGGACUCAAACGUUCCGUAUAUCUUUAUACCAAAAAUCAUCAAUAUUUGUUCAGCUGUUUAAGCGUGACAACACCCACAAACAAAGAUGAGAUGUGCAACUUCUACCUUAUGUACUGGGUGGAGAAUGACACUCCUCUCGAACAAAAGUACUGCUUCUCCGUUGGACCUCCUUACUACGAUUGGUCGGUUGCCCCUGAAGCCUUCAACACUAUUCCGGACAGGGAAGCUAGCAUUCUGUAAGAUGUUAGUACGGUUCUAGGGCUACUGUUGUGACGUUCACUAGAGGACGUUAACAAAAAAAGAUGAUUUUUAUCAACAAAAUUUAUAAUGAAAUGAAUACACCCAACAAUAAGUUUCAGUGGUGCGUCAUAUUGUAUGUAAGACUAGAGUUUUUGUAAAAACAUUGUAGUUUAUCACAAUGCCGUCAACGUUUUUCAUUGUAUUUCAUGAAACUACAAAUGGUUAAUUUCUUAACGUUAAUAGAUUAUUUAGUUUAAAUAAAAAACUAUUAUAUAGAAUUAUGUACGUCACAUCCGGAAUGUAUAUAAAAACACAAACACCUUUUUUUGUUAGUAUUGUCCGCUGUCGGCACUGAAUAACUGCUAAAAUAUGGAAAGCAUCCUUUUACGCACGGCCUAACUGAAACACCCGAGUCAACAUGUGGUCGCCAUUUUGACUCGAUAAACUAUACCUCUAACGCCCUCUAGUGACGUGUACGUAUAUUAGCCCUAUUACAAAAAAUAUUCAAGGUUAUUUGUUAAAUAUUAAAAACAAGUUUACAUUGAAUUGGUAUCUAAACAAAUUUAAUUUAAGUUUUUUUCUACCCUACGUUAGCUAUUUAAUGCAUUGCUAUAUGCAGAAAAAGUAAUGUGCGAGUUUUAAAAGAUUGUAGAGGAGAAGUUGUUUGUAAGGUAAACAAUUCUUAAUAUAUCUUAUAUUUUACAAAUAACCUUGUACAUUAAAGGUUUUCUUAAUGAGAAACUAAGCUAUGUUAGCCUCUCAUAAAAAAACAUCAACGCAUGUGUCACUUUAUGAAUUUCUACAAAGAGGUUUGCUAAUGAUUUUAUGGCCAUCCAGUAAACCUCAAUUAUAAUAUCUAUAUCAAGUUCUUAAACGGCUGUAAACAGUUAUUUAAGAGUAUAUCUGUAAUUUAAAUAUAUAAUCGGCUAUCUAAGAUAAUUAGGCACCGUCUUUAUUUCCUUGAUAUUAGAUUCAAUCGUGCUUAGUUGUGUUAGGUUAAAAUUAGCGCACACUGUCGCACAGCACGCAUCUAUUAGCAGUGCGGAAGGUCGGCAGUUUUUUCGACUAGCAAUGUGAACACUUUACUAUCCGUACUUAAUUUCGAAUUUAUCUCAUAAUAAGUAUUUUUCAACAAUUCAUGACCAUUGAGAGAUCUGUGUAAAAUUCCAUCAGGAUCUGGAAUCGAAUUGUAUUUAUUUUUAUUCCUAUUAGUUAUUUAAGUUUAUGCAAUUGUUUUAUGACUUCUGUCUUGAUUUUAAAUGAAAUGGGUAAAUAUCCAGUAUAGAUUUAAUCUACCGAAAUUUAUUGAGCUAUUUUAGUAGAUUAGGUAAUUAGAUUAUGAAAAGAAAUUAUUUAGGAUUAAGCUACAAUUAUCAGUACGCUUGAAAAACGCUUUCGUACUGAUUCGCUAUGAAAACGCCUUUAAAAAUCUAAUUCCAUUGGUACUACAAACUUUUGCCGUCAAUUGUCGCAAAAAUAACGACUGCAUUCGAGGAAAUAAAUCAAAAUUAGUAAUGUAGUUUUAAGAAUAGAGUCCAACUCUUUCAGAAUGGGAGUGAUUCUGAAGCGUGCUGUCUAAUUUAGCACAACCUUUAUUUUAGUUGCUUUUAGGCAUUCCCAUUUAUUAGUUUUAGUAUCGGAAUUGUGGUUGGAAAAAAAGAUCUGAAAUUAUUAAAAAGUAUAAGUUUAACAUUCCUUUUAGGUCCAUAGUAGUGUGUUUUAUUUAGGAAAUUAAUAUUUGACUACCAAAUUGGUUCCGUACAUAAAUAUAGUGGGCCAAUGAACUUAAAAAAUAAAUCAUUGUGUGGUAUUUUUUAUAAAGAAAGAAGUUAAGCGGGCCAUUAACUGAACGUCUAGUAGAUUUUUUAAGUUUAGGCCUACUAAAGGGUAAUAGCACACCGCGCUGCACAAAAGAAGAACUCCAUUAAAAUUCACACGAUUUGUUUCGUUUUUUUGUUAGCAUUGCGCGAGUUUCAGAGGUAGAUGUUUAUUGCAACGAUUUUCUUUAGGCGAUUCUUUGCUUGCAAUGGACACUGCCAUCGUUUUCGAGUACGGAACCGGUACUUGUUUAUAUUAUUAUUGGGUAAGUAUGAGAGUUUUACAAGGAGAUUUAGUACAACUGGAGGUUUUAGGUUUUAUUAAAAACUCAAUUUGAAGCUUCCUUAAAU
Molecule: messenger RNA, 2935 nt
Organism: Hyposmocoma kahamanoa
Lineage: Eukaryota; Metazoa; Arthropoda; Insecta; Lepidoptera; Cosmopterigidae
Gene: Phm
Product: peptidylglycine alpha-hydroxylating monooxygenase
Exons: 6
Coding region: 165-767 (200 amino acids)
Cellular component (GO): extracellular region
Molecular function (GO): copper ion binding; oxidoreductase activity, acting on paired donors, with incorporation or reduction of molecular oxygen, reduced ascorbate as one donor, and incorporation of one atom of oxygen
Source: RefSeq, a predicted model, not a curated record